AUGGGGACGGAGCGGCCCGAGGAGCCGGGGGGCGACGCCGCCACCACAGCCGCCGGUCCGAGGCGCGUCGAGGUCCCCCGGCCCCCAUCCAUCGAGGAGUUCACCAUUGUGAAGCCCAUCAGCCGCGGCGCCUUCGGGAAGGUGUACCUGGGCCGCAAGGCGGGCCGGCUCUAUGCCGUGAAGGUGAUGAAAAAAGCAGACAUGAUCAACAAAAACAUGGUUCACCAGGUCCAGGCAGAGAGGGAUGCAUUGGCUCUCAGUAAAAGUCCUUUCAUUGUGCACUUAUACUACUCACUUCAGUCAGCUAAUAACAUCUACUUAGUGAUGGAGUACCUUAUUGGUGGAGAUGUCAAAUCUCUUCUCCAUAUUUAUGGAUAUUUUGAUGAAGAAAUGGCUGUUAAGUAUAUUUCUGAAGCAGCAUUGGCCCUUGACUAUCUUCACAGGCAUGGGAUAAUCCACAGGGAUCUGAAGCCAGACAACAUGCUCAUUUCUAAUCAGGGCCAUAUAAAGUUGACAGACUUUGGGCUUUCCAGAGUUACUCUGAACAGAGAGAUAAAUAUGAUAGAUAUCCUUACUACACCAUCAAUGGCAAAGCCAAAGCAGGACUAUUCGCGUACUCCAGGACAAUUGUUGUCUCUUAUCAGUUCUCUGGGCUUUUAUUCUCCUGUUGGAAUGAAAAUGCCAGCGCGCAAUUCAAGUCAAUCAUCUGACAGUUUGCAUGGAGUGGUUUCUCCCUUACCUAUGGUCCAGAAGGAAAAUACCCCUCUUUCAACUAAAUUAUUCAAAACACAUCUUGAUAAUUCUCAAUUAACACCUGUGAUGCCAGCAAGAAGUUUGACUCCUACUCUACUUCAGUCAAGAAAGAGGUUUGGUACUUGCAGUGUUAGUAGUGAGUCCCACACACACCUGUCCAGUGUGGAAUCAGAAUGCUGCAGCAGCCCCAGGCAGGAGAAAGAUGUAGAGCACAGUGAAGAUGAACCUAGUUCUGCAACGUGCAAAACAAAUAACAGUGGGUCAGCUCUCCCUUCGAACGUUGAGUUAACAAAUAGCAAAAGUACUGAAGUUUUAAAGAAAAAAGAACUUGAAUCUGCUGUUUCUCCCAUUGUCAGAAAUGAUUCUGACUGUAGGCAGAAGUUGGGAAGUGAACAUUCGAAUAUAACAGAUACAUUUUCUUACUGUACCUUUCACAUCCAGUGUGGUUAUGGGAGUAUUUCUGAAAAGACUUGGGAAGAAAACGUCUGUGUAAAUAAAAGAAAGAUAACUGAUGAAACAGCAGAAACUUCCAAUCCACAACAGUCAUCUUCAAGGCAGAAUGAACCUUUCAAAGAGGAAGAAAUUUUUGAAAAGCCAGGUGUUAAAAGAGGCUUUGAAUUAGUUGAUACCAGUCCUUGUCAGGAACUUAACUAUGUUAAAAAAAGCAAUGCAGAAUAUAAGCGUGGCUGUCAUAUCUCAGAAUUUUCAGCAAACAAUAGGACGGGUUUGACAACAGAAAUUCAGUCCUUAGUGCUCUGUAAUGAUGGAUGCCCACGUGACACCUGCGAAAGCAACCAGCAAACAGAAGGAUCACUUACUCCAACUAUAGUCAAAAAUCUUAUGUGUGAUCUGGAUACAGACUACAGAAAGGAUGAUGAAAAGGAGUACAUGAACUCAAGUUUUUUAGACACUGACGAUGAAAAACCGUCAGGAAUCCUCAAUGCAGACUCUGAUGUAUUUACCGACAUGUCUGUUACAGAAAGCCAUUUAGAAAAGCAGCUUUUAGAUUUGGACAAAAGUGUUAAAGACCUCUCCUUUGAGGAGCCAAAACCUGAAGGUGCACUGAUAACAUCACCAAAGUCCCAAGAUGCCUCACGAAGUGGAGAGGAAGCACAUACAGUCCAGGACUGCAAGCUGUUACAUCAUGAGAAGGAUAACGACCAGAAACACGGGGAAGGAGCUUACCUUAACACAGUAUCUCCUCCUUCAGAAAAGAUGAUGGAAGCACUGAGUCUCUUAAAAAAAAGUGCUGUUGUUUUUCGAAGUUAUAAUAGUCCAAUUAAUAUGUCCAAUGUAUCUGAGCCGUGUAGCAUGGCUUCUUUAGAUAUAAUGGAUCUUUCACCUGCUUGUAGUGGCUCUUACCCAACGGCUAUCACUCCGUCACAGAAAGGAAGGCCAUAUCAGACCUAUCAGACACCUUGUCAGGGGGAUGCUGGCACACCAUAUCGGACUCCGAAGAGUGUAAGAAGAGGAGCUGCCCCAGUAGAAGGUGAACGCAUCCUAGGGACCCCAGAUUACCUGGCACCGGAGCUGCUUUUGACAAAGCCUCAUGGUUCUGCUGUAGACUGGUGGGCCCUCGGAGUUUGUCUGUUUGAGUUUCUGACUGGAAUUCCACCUUUUAAUGAUGAAACACCAGCACAGGUUUUCCAAAAUAUUUUGAAAAGAGAUAUUCCCUGGCCUGAGGGUGAAGAAAAGCUGUCUGAUAACGCCCAAAAUGCAAUAGAUAUUCUUCUAACAAUUGACACUACUAAGAGAGCUGGACUGAAAGAGCUGAAACGUCACCCCCUCUUUCACAGUGUGGACUGGGAUAAUCUGCAGAAUCAAACCAUGCCGUUUAUACCUCAGCCGGAUGAUGAAACUGAUACCUCUUACUUUGAAGCAAGGAAUAAUGCUCAGCACCUGACUGUGUCUGGAUUUAGCUUGUAGCAUCAAGAUAAGUGAACAUUCUCCAUGGUUUUGCACACUUACAGGUUAUCUGGCAACACUAGUUUGGUCUUAACUAAGUUUCCUUGCCAAAUUUAGUGUGUUUUACAUGACCAGUCUUUUUAUUAUAGUCUCCUUUAUUCUAAAGUGAAACUAUUGUAUGUAACUGGUAUCAAGUGCCUUUUGUGGGCUCACUGCACCUUACUAAGAAGCCAGAACAUUGAAUGUCUUGGAGCUGGUAACUCCUGACAAUGAUGGGGCUUUUGCAUAGCAAUGAGUAAUUCCAGUUAGGAGGUGUGAUGUUAUUUCCCAGCUAAACAUAAUAUGGAAAGGACAAAAAUGCAUACUAACUGUAUCUAUUGGCAGUUUGCUGUGAUGACAGGCUGGGUUGGAAGCACUCCUUAAACUCUGUUAAAUAAAUCCUCUGCUCAAAUUGUUGCAUUGUAACCACUUGGGCUGUACGAAGCUGGACUCAACAUACAUUUUAGCAGUUACUAGUUUUACCUAGAAAAUGCCCAGUGUGUGUGUGCUCACUGCUGUCAGAUGUCAGCUAACAGGUGAUUUUGGUUUUUAACAAGUGAAGCAGUAUUCAUACUGAACCUGCUAUAUACUGAAGACUAUUAUGUACUGCAAACUCACAGAUUGUUCUGCAAACUCACGAGAGCUUAGAUUUUUACUAGAACGUAAGAUAGAAGUGUAUAUUCAGUAUUAUAAAUCUGAAUUAGAUUAAAGUAUACUUAUACCUAUCUUUAAAUGCAACACAAAACUUGUAUCUGCUAGGUUUCAGAGGUUUAUUUUUAGAUAAUUCUGUUUAAAUAAUCUUCAGUGUUUUUGUUGCAUAGGUACCUUUCUCUGCUAACUGAAUGAAGAUUUUAAUUUUUCAGGUUUGUACUUGUUAGAUAAAAAUCACAGAUGCCAGCCAAGGGCCACGUGCCAGCUGAGCAUUUUACUACUGAUUUUUGCCAAGUGGUAAAAGUAGUUUCAUGCACUGACCCCUUCUGUAGCAGUAGCAAGUUGUCCUUUCAUUACCCUGCUUCCUGGAAGACAGGAUUUAUUGAUGCAAUUCUGAGCAAACAGUGUCUGCUAGGCUUCCUGCUGUCCCCUCAGGUUGCUGGGAAAGGAAUGGGAAAGGUGAAGAAAAUGGAAGUUUCCUAGAAAAACCUAAAGAGAAGCGAUUCUUAAGAGCUCAAAAUGACUAAUCCCAGCUCUAGGUAUGAUAACUCAAACAUGUUGUAAAACAUACAGCGAGUCUCACUCCUUUUGCUAAGGAUUGCAGUUUCAGAAAACUUCUAAAUUGUUCAGUCUCUUACUCCUGUUACAUGAAAAAGGUGCCAACAAAUUAAUGCACUACUGAAGCAAUAUCCAUAAACAAUGUUCUCUGAAUGUGAUGAGAAAUUCUUUGGUUUCUGCUGUACAGUUGAAAUAUAUAAAUUGGGGUAGGAGGGAUACCUUAGGUUAUGUAAUCACUGGUGUUUUAUAAAAUUUAUUCUUCCAUUUCUAGUAAUCUGAUUUAAGAAAGUGACUAUGAUUACAUGUUGAGUAAAUAAUAUAAACUGAACACCACACCAGCUCUUUAUCUUCAGUGCUUUACAAAUGGUUACACCUGUUCCCAUUUUGCAGUAUAACAUGUUCCCAUCAAGGUGGAAAAACUUGUUGCAGUGGUAUGGUCUUUUAAAGAAAACCUCUAACCCCUUGAAACAGUUCUGAAUCAGUCACAAAGGUCAAGUAAGCUUCUGUAAAAACCUUAUUCUAAAAGAAAAUUGUUAGUUUUCUACCUGUUGAUUAAUGCAAUACAAAAACAUAGAUUCUGUAAAAACAGUAAAAAGACCAACAGACAAAUCCAAAUAUUUAGUAUAAAGUUACCACUACAGUGGUGUCCAAAACUUAAAUUCUGCACCAUCAGCACUGAAGAUGUGCAAUACCCCGUUCUCUUCAGUAUCUUGCAUUUAUCUUGCUUAUAGCAAACAUGGAGUUGAGUGUAACAUGUUGAUUGUUGGGGUUUGUGGUGUGAUUUUGUUUGUAGUUGGUGGUUUUUUAGCUUUGUCGUUCAACAUGGAAUUCCUUGUCAACUCUCAGUUUUGCCCCACUUGUUGCAUCACUUGAAAUACUACAGGUAAAAGUGCAAAAAGCUAUAAUGUGGUAGCUGGAAGAGAUUUAAGGCUCGUUCUCAUUAGUAAUUAUUUACAAAUAAUUAAGUAAGCUGAUUAAUUAAUUAAUUAAGUUUCUGAUCCUUAGAAGCUGUGGAACAUAUCACUUUGCAAGUACUCCAGCUGUUACAUGGUGCUUCCUGAAGGCCUAAACUUGAUGUGCAUGACCUACAUAUAAACUGUAGCUUCCAGUUUAUCUUGGGAGACAGUUUACCUGCCAUUAGCACAGGCCUGUCCAUCUAAGAACUACUGCAGAGAUCAGUGUCACACUUUGUUAUACAGAAAUAGCAGUCUUGGACAGUUACUCCUACCCCUUACUUGCUGUUGGGCUCCCCUGUACAGUGCAGUGUUCGGGGGCCAAGAUGCUGAAUGCCCUGUGUUAUUGAGUCAGGAGAUUCCAAUUUCAGCAUGAUCUGGUUUACCUACGGUUACUCUUGCAAUGAAAUGCGUUCUUUUCCUCUCAAAAAAAUUUACUUUGCACGUUUUGUGUAAAUAUAUUAAAAAAAAU
Messenger RNA from Lepidothrix coronata (blue-crowned manakin), 5331 nucleotides. RefSeq names its product microtubule associated serine/threonine kinase like (gene MASTL). The record is from RefSeq and is a predicted model, not a curated record. The transcript has 12 exons. Gene Ontology annotation, biological process: peptidyl-serine phosphorylation; intracellular signal transduction. Lineage: Eukaryota; Metazoa; Chordata; Aves; Passeriformes; Pipridae. Gene Ontology annotation, cellular component: nucleus. Gene Ontology annotation, molecular function: protein serine/threonine kinase activity; ATP binding. Bases 1 to 2679 code for a protein of 892 amino acids.